This is a messenger RNA of Glarea lozoyensis ATCC 20868, 498 nucleotides long. RefSeq lists its product as uncharacterized. Lineage: Eukaryota; Fungi; Ascomycota; Leotiomycetes; Helotiales; Helotiaceae. The record is from RefSeq and is a predicted model, not a curated record. Bases 1 to 498 code for a protein of 165 amino acids. The transcript is spliced from 2 exons.
AUGAAUCAACUCGUACCAAGCUUUUUCCGCAACCGCAACCAACUCAGUGUCUCCCGCUUGGGGUUCUCUCGUCCUCGUCACAAUCACAACGCUCUCGCUCACAGGAACGCCUACAACUAUCCUACCUACGAAGACUACUGUGACUGUGAUAUCGUCAGCGGUCAUCACGUUUGCAACUCCUGUGCACUAAGGCUCUACCAACCAGACUACCAUGCCUGCGCCUGUGCCUGUCCUGGCUGCGAUUACUCUGACGAAGACGACUACUCUGCUUAUGGGUAUCAGGGAGGAUAUGUUUAUGACCCACGAUCUGAUCCGAGAAUGAUGCUCGGCUACCCCAAUCGACGGAGCAGAAGCUUGACAGGCGGUCUGAACCAAUUUGGUCUCGGUGGUCUGGGCCGCCUAAGAAAUAGUUUCGGAAGCUUUCCGAACUUUGGUAGCUUCGGCUUUCCUGGUCGAGGAGGUACAUACCGUGGACGAGGCGAUCGUCCUUAUGUUUAA